GUGGCGAAGGCUACUAUACGUCUGUACCUCCCCUCUCAUCUUCCAAAGCCGAUCCAUUGUACUCUUCGUAAGAUCCUGGUUGGAGAUACCUAGAUAUAGGAUCUUGACCUGUUGCCUGAUGAACCAGCAAUUGUUGAAGAAAAAACAAAGAGCAAGCCACAGAAACGUCGCCAAAACUCUGACGCGGAGCUGUACGGUGAUUUCGUGGCGCGAACUAUAUAUUCAGUCCAGCUCAGGCUCAGGCCGGAGCAAAGCUAGCUUGGAGAAAUCGAUCGGAAAGAUGUCCGACGCGGUAGAGCUCAUCGGCACCUUCACCUGCCCGAUCGUCCACCGCGUGGAGGUGGCCCUGCGGCUCAAGGGCAUUCCCUACGAGUUCAUCGAGGAAGACCUCGGCAACAAGAGCGAGCUGCUGCUGAAGCACAACCCCAUCCACAAGAAGGUGCCCGUGCUCCUCCACGGCGACCGGCGGCCGGCCCUCUGCGAGUCGUUCGUCAUCCUCGAGUACCUCGACGAGGCGUUCCCUCAGGGGCUCGCUCUCAUGCCAACCGACCCGCUCGACAGGGCCAUGGCCCGCUUCUGGGCACGCUUCAUCGACGAGAAGUGCUGGGGUCCUGCGUGGGUGGCGCUGUGGGCGGCGGAGGGUGAGGGAAAGGAGGCGGCGGCGAGGGAGGCGAAGGCGAACCUGGCGCUCCUGGAGGGACAGCUCGGGGGGAAGAGGUUCUUCGGCGGCGACCGCGUCGGCUUCCUCGACUUGGUCGCCAGCGGGUUCGCGCACUGGCUGGGAGUGUACGAGGAGAUGGGCGGGACGCGGCUGCUCGCCGAAGACGGGCACCCGGCGCUGUUGCGGUGGGCGACGGAGUACGCGGCGGAUGCGACCGUGAGGCAGUGCCUGCCGGAUAGGGAGGCUCUGCUUGCAGCGAUGGCGACGAGCAAGGAGAGGUUCGUGUCCGCGGCCACGGCCAUGGCGCGGAAAUGAACGUGGCGUGCGUCUGUGUGCACGCACACGACCGUUGCUGCGCUGGUGAUCCGUUGCUUCGUGCUUUGGAGACCCGAUCAUCAUGCAAAUAAAUGAUCAUUUCGCUGUUGAAUCAAGUAAGGCUGACUUGGGUUUCGGCGGGAGAAGAGACUGCGGUGGGAAAAAGAAGGUGCUACAAACUGGUUCCCCCUCUUGGGCUUAUAGAAUUUUGAAUAUUUUCU
Lolium perenne is the source of this 1197-nucleotide messenger RNA. Its product is annotated as glutathione transferase GST 23-like. Gene Ontology annotation, molecular function: glutathione transferase activity. The record is from RefSeq and is a predicted model, not a curated record. Gene Ontology annotation, biological process: glutathione metabolic process. Lineage: Eukaryota; Viridiplantae; Streptophyta; Magnoliopsida; Poales; Poaceae. Gene Ontology annotation, cellular component: cytoplasm.